GAGCAUUCUACAGGCUCAGCUCCUCCAAAGGCACAGCAGAAACUGGAUUUUGUAAAGUACACCAAGAAGCUCCUUUUUAGAAAACAGUUUUGAGACCAUCCACAAUCUUUUUCCUCUGCCUUCAGUUGUGUUUGCCAUUUCUUUAAAGAAGCAUGUGCACGGGAGGUUGUGCCAAGUGCCUGGGAGCCACUCUUAUCCCCCUGGCUGUGCUAUGUACCCUCGCUAACAUUCUGUUGUUUUUCCCUGGAGGAACAGUCGUUGAAAACACUGAAAACAUUACAGAUGAGGUUUGGUGGUUCGGAGGGAUCUUGGGAUCUGGCAUAUUGAUGAUCUUUCCUGCCUUGGUAUUUUUGGGCCUUAAGAAUAAUGAUUGCUGUGGCUGCUGUGGUAAUGAGAGCUGUGGGAAGAGGUUUGCGAUGUUUUCUUCUAUAAUAUUCGCUGCAGUUGGAGUUCUGGGAGCUGGGUACUGCUUUGUUUUGUCAGCAGUAGCCAUAAACAGAGGCCCUAAAUGCAACACUGGAGACGAAUGGACCUAUCCUUUCCAGAAUGGGGAACACCUCACAAACCACACGCUGUGGGACAGGUGUCAGUCACCUGAAAACAUCGUCCUGUGGAACCUGACACUCUUCUCCUUGCUGCUGGUCAUGAGUGGGAUCCAGGCAGUGCUCUGUGGCAUCCAGGUGGUGAACGGGCUCUUUGGAACAAUCUGUGGGGACUGCCAAUGCUGUGGAUGUUGUGGGGGAGAUGGAACCGUGUAA
Messenger RNA from Chaetura pelagica (chimney swift), 758 nucleotides. It is a transcript of the gene TM4SF4, whose product is annotated as transmembrane 4 L six family member 4. The transcript has 5 exons. Gene Ontology annotation, cellular component: membrane. NCBI's taxonomy places the organism in Eukaryota, Metazoa, Chordata, Aves, Apodiformes, Apodidae. The record is from RefSeq and is a predicted model, not a curated record. Bases 153 to 758 code for a protein of 201 amino acids.